Penicillium verrucosum is the source of this 225-nucleotide messenger RNA. RefSeq lists its product as uncharacterized. The record is from RefSeq and is a predicted model, not a curated record. The coding region runs from base 1 to 225 and encodes 74 amino acids. Lineage: Eukaryota; Fungi; Ascomycota; Eurotiomycetes; Eurotiales; Aspergillaceae. The transcript has 2 exons.
AUGAAUUUCCUGAAGAAGAUGCUUCAGGAUUAUGACAUGAACUUCAAGGAGCGUUGGAUCGACUUGUCUCAGGGAGUCGAUCGAGGGAAUGACAGUCUUGCCGGGUCCGGGAUCGCAGGGUGCCUGACGGGAAAGGGCAUCCCAUUUGUGACCACCCACGGGGGGGCCCGUAUCUGGCACGGAAGCCCUGUCGUUGCAAGGCCUGCCUCUCGAUCGAAUUGUUGA